Messenger RNA from Austrofundulus limnaeus, 2456 nucleotides. RefSeq names its product glutaredoxin and cysteine rich domain containing 2 (gene grxcr2). The record is from RefSeq and is a predicted model, not a curated record. Bases 214 to 966 code for a protein of 250 amino acids. The transcript is spliced from 5 exons. Gene Ontology annotation, biological process: sensory perception of sound. Lineage: Eukaryota; Metazoa; Chordata; Actinopteri; Cyprinodontiformes; Rivulidae.
UAUUCUUUUCUAUCUUUAACAUCCACCCACUCCCAACACACAGGGUUUCAGUUUUUUUUCCCAAACAAGCUGAAAAUCAAUCCAAUAUUUGAUCUGGCUAUCUAAACAUUCUUCUAUCACCCCAGGAAGCACAGCUAAUGUCAUUUUACUCCAAGUGAAGAGCCUAUUGGAUGGACUGAUACUUUUUUUGCAUCCCUUCUUCWGUCAGCCACCAUGGAGGAACUCCAGAGGAAACUGAACCAGCGUUAUGAAGGCACGAAGCCCAGAAAAGUGAGGUUCAAGCUGGCGUCAUCCUAUAGUGGCCGGGUGUUAAAGCACGUGUACGAGGACGGUCAGGAGCUGGACAGUCCMGAGGAGAAAUACCCUCACAGCUUCGUUCACCGAAAAAUCCCACCCAGCCACCUGGAGAUGGAGCAGCUUUGCGGCUUUGAAGACUCUCAUGGAGACCAACAAGGGGUCUAUCCUCCGACAGGCCUCAUUGCCCAAAGAAUAAACGUAUACAGAGGAAUGAGGAACUACAAGCCUGAAGCCGGGAUGAGUGAUGAAGCAGAGGGAGAUGGUCAGUCCUCAGUGUUAGACUUUGGCAAGAUAAUCAUCUACACCAGCAACCUGCGCAUCAUAAGAGCACCACCAAAGAAGCCUGAAAUGAUACGACAACACUCGAUGCCCCCGUUGGACUUGGAGGAAUACCCGAAGGCCAAGGACAGAGGCAGCAGGAGGAAGGCUAAAGCUCUUCACAUGCAGGAGGGGCUGGAAAAGGAGGAGAAACAGAUUAGGGACACAGAUAUCAAGGAGGCCGACAGCUGCCAGCAUUGUGGUGGUUCGGGCUGCGCUCCCUGCUCCCUGUGUCAUGGCAGCAAGCUGUCCAUGCUGGCGAACCGCUUCAAUGAGUCCAUCAGCGAUCUACGUUGCCAAGCCUGCUACCCUCAUGGCCUGGAGAGGUGCCAGUCCUGCUCCAGUAAAUAGCACCAUUUGGCUGACACCCAUAUCUGGCGAGGAGAGAGUCAGUGAGUGUGUGACCAAUGUACUAUCAGGAUGCCAGAGCCGCCUCAGUGGCGYCAUUGCGUCAAACCAAAAUAAUCUCGGCGCAACAUUUUGAAGCACUGCUCAACAAAGGCUAUCAGUGGAGAGGGGGCUUGUGACUGUGCUGCAGACUCUACAGCAUUAAAAUACAAUAAUUGUGUGCUGUGAAUGUUGCUUCAAAUAGCCCAAACACAUAAUUGUUUUGUUGUUGUUUAGCAUCUGUGCACCUCUUUCCUAUGCAACCUGGUUUGACAACUGGGUUAUCAUGUGCAAUUCCAGAAAAGUUGACGCUUUGUGAAAAAUGUCACUUAAACAGAAUCUAACACUUUUCAAAUGUCAUAAAUCCUAUUUUAUUCCCAACACCCCCCACCCCCCCAAUCAAAACUGCAUAAUUACUGAUAAUCACAUUUCACUCAUUAUACCACAAAAAUCAACAGCAGUCAGACACCCCAUCAUGUUAUUCAGGGAUGAUUAAACAGAAAAAGAAAAAGAAAAUUAAAAAUUAUAGGAUCUGCUGCAAUACACAUACUUAUACAUUUAUAUUUAAAUUGCAAGCUGUUGUUGUCAGCUCUGAGAGAUUUUAUUGAAAAUUUAAGCAUUUUAUUAUAUAUAAAUUAUGUUCAUAUAUAUGAAUAAUAUAUUUUAAUGUUAAUCUUUGACAAACUGAUAUAUUUUCAAUCAACUAUGUUUAAAUAUCAGUAAAAGUUGUUAUUUACAGUGUUUUUAAUUUAAGGUUAUUUUCAAGAACUAUAAAUGAACAUAAAUCCUGCUGAUGGCCCCACAGGCUCUGCAUGUACAGUAACCAGCUCUGAGUUGUAAGGAUGUUUUUUGCGGUGGCUGCUCAAARAAAAAUUGCUUCCCUUUAUUUAGUUUGUCUUAUUGUGCUGGAUAGCUCAACAUCCAAUUAAAGCCCAACAGUGAGGAGAAGCAGGGCCAAGAACACCAGCAGAAAUCAAAUUCCUGCAUGAGAAGAGUAUGAAUUCAGUCCGCCACUUUUAAUUAUAUUUUCAUUCCCCUGACCUGUCUGCUCAACGUGUUCCCCCUGUACUUAAGCUAAGACUGCAGCGCUUUUGAACUUUCUAACCACCAUUCUCACUCAGUAUUCCAUUGGGCAACUAAAGUGAUGGAGAAUUGGGUCACAUAAGUUUUUUUGUGUGUGUGUCCUGCAGUGACCUGUGUGAAGGAGACAGGUAAGAAGCACUUUGGCUUUAGAAAACCAGAACUAAUUUGUAAAUGGUUCACACUUUUAUGACUCUUCUUUUUUAAACCUGUCUGGAUUAGCCACARAUCUUCAGUGCAUUCCUUAAUGAAUUAUAUUGGUUUUAAUUGUUUGAUCCCACUAAUAUGCCAAUAAGCAAGGGCUUCUUAUGUAUUUGCUUAUUUUUUAUUGGAAAUUUGAAACAAUUUGAAUCAAUAAAACUACAUUAACGUCA